UCGGCUCCAGCACUUAGUCAGAGCCCGAGUCAGAGAUGAGCGGGGCCACGAGGUUCAGGCAGUGCGGCUCGGUGCUGGUGACCGGAGCCAGCCGCGGCAUCGGGCUGCAGAUAGUCGAAAGCCUGGCAGGAGGAGGCUUCUCCCCGGGGAAGAUUAUAGCCACGACCCGAAACCCCGGUGGCGCCCAGAAACUUCAGGAUCUGGCUCUGAAACACCCGAACAUCCACAUCACCACCCUGGAUGUGCUGAGCCAGGAGAGCAUAGAUAAAUGUGCAGAGGAGGUGAGCCGGCUGGUUCAAGACCAGGGUCUGAACUGCCUGAUCAACAACGCAGGGAUUAAUGUGGUGGCCGACUUUCACUCUGUUACUGCCGAAAAGAUGAUAGAAAACUUCCACACCAACGCUGUGGCUCCUCUUAUGAUCACCAAGGCCUUCCUCCCUCUGCUCAAAGCAGCUGCGUCCAGAGGAGGAGCAGGCGGCUCAGGGAGCAUGAGCAUCCAGAGGGCAGCAGUUAUCAAUAUGUCCUCUCUAAUGGGAUCUGUGGAGCGCAACUGGGGGGAGAGUGCAAACAUUAAAUGGUUCCCCUACAGGACCUCCAAGACUGCCCUGAACAUGGUGAGUCGCUGUAUGGCUGCAGACCUGGAGCCCGAUGGGAUUCUCUGUAUUGCCAUACACCCAGGCUGGGUGCGCACUGACAUGGGGGGGUCCCAGGCUACAUUGAGUCCAGAGGAGAGCACUUCCUCCAUGUUGUCUGUGAUUGGAGGCCUAAGUGAAAAGCAUCAUGGGUCGUUUUUGAACUUUACUGGAGAGGUGCUACCCUGGUAAACCCGCACAUCACCAGUAAUGAGUAUGGUGAUUAUGAGCACUAUUAACUUUUGGUUGUUAAGUUAGUUAAGAUCCUCUUCAGCUAAGCAAAGAUUAAUCUGUUACCGGCUCAGAGUUGUUCUUUCAUCCAGCUCCAACCUCUCGAGCCAAUACAGUGUCCAGUAAAUAAAAUGCUUUGUCUCCUUGAGGUGAAAACUGGAUAAAGGCGUCAGCUAAAGGAAAUGUAAUGUAAAAACUGCCACAUAAUUAACAUGCUUAAUAAAAGUUUGUAGCUCUAAAUAAA
Molecule: messenger RNA, 1107 nt
Organism: Pleuronectes platessa (European plaice)
Lineage: Eukaryota; Metazoa; Chordata; Actinopteri; Pleuronectiformes; Pleuronectidae
Exons: 6
Coding region: 36-824 (262 amino acids)
Source: RefSeq, a predicted model, not a curated record